GGCAUUGCACAGUGUACAUAUGCACUAUGCAAGCCGAGAUGGCCUGGCCGUAUGUAUAUAUAGACUCUAGAUCUGGCCACAUGCAGUUGCUGCGCGCCCAAUUAAGUACGAUCGAUCAAGAAUUCAAGAUUUGCAUAGAGAAAUUAGCUUGUGAAGAAGAGAGAGGUCGUCAUGGCGGAGGCGGUGAUGGGUCCGCUGGUGGGUCGGCUGCAGGAGCUGGCGAUGAGCGAGGCUCGGGCGAUGGUGGCGGUGAACAACGACGUCCGGCGCCUCCGGGACAAGCUCAUGUGGAUGCAGGCUUUCCUCCGGGAAGCCGAGCCGCGCCGCCGCGUCGCCAACGACGAGCUCAUCAGGGUCUGCCUGCAGCAGACCCGCGACGCCGUCUUCGACGCCGAGGACGCUGUCGACCAGUUUUUCCUCCAGAUCGACCUCUCCAGGUACCCAAACUGGAGUCGUACCAUCCUCAAGUUCUUCAGCAGCUUCACCACACAAGUGCGCGUGCGGCAUGACCUUUCGAGGAGGAUAAAAUUGAUCAACACAAGGCUUGAGAGCAUCAUAGAGAACAAGGGAAAGUACAAAAUCGAUGAGACAAGUGACACCAACUCAGUCACCCCUUGGAGACCAUCCACUGCCAUGUCAGCUACGACUCAAAAGCUGGAUGAUUUUGUGCUACCUUUGGUGGGACGAGAUGACCAGGUAAAUCAGCUGGAAAAGGCACUUGUUGAUGAGACUAAGACUGAGCGCCCAUUACUGAUCUCCGUGACAGGAAAAAGUGGUGUUGGAAAGACAAAGCUCGUGAAGGAGAGAUACGAGAAGCACUUGACCCUGCGUCACUUUAAAGUGAAGGCAUGGGUAACCUGUGGACCUAACCUCAGUGCCUCCAACAUCAUGAUGCUAAUCCUUCUGCGUCUGACAGAGAGUCCUGUUACAUGCUCCAAAGAUAAGGCCGGUGACACAAUGCGGGAGGUACUGAAGCGUAAGAGGUACCUUUUGGUUAUAGAUGGUGAAGUUAGCAGCACAGAGUGGAACAUCAUGCUAAGCUUCCUCCCCAAGGACAAAGCUAACAGAAAUAGCAGAGUAGUGAGAGUGACACAGGCUACCGAAGAAGAACCACAAGUUGCGGGCUUUGAUCAAACCAACAUUCAGCUCAAUCAAUUUGAAGAAAAAUACACAACUACCGAAUUGUUCCUGGCAACACUUUUCAUGGAUGAGAAAGUUGAGAAGCGCUAUGCUGAUGUGGUCGAGAAGGAUGUCAAGGAAGAGCGUGCCGAGCUAAUCUUCAAUGCCACUGGUGGUCUACCAUUGGCAGUUGUGCUUCUGUCGGGCCUUUUGCGGACCAAGGAGUACCCUGGAGAAUGGAAUAAGGUGUUUGAGCACCUCGGGGGCAAAUGCAAUGAACGGAGGCGGCUCGAAAACAUACUUGCUAUGUGCUUCGAUGACCUCCCGCAUGACCUAAAAUCUUGCUUCCUCUACUUCACGGGCUUCCCAGCAAACACACUUGUCAAGGCACGCAACUUGGUGUGCAAGUGGAUGGCGGAGGGGUUCCUAAGACCAAAAGAGGGCAAGACGAUGGAGAAGGUGGGUGAGAAAUACUUGCACGAGCUGGUCCAUAGGCGUUUGAUGAACCUUCCACCAGUGGAGAAUGCCGCUCCCGGGGAUGAGCGGGUGACGGUCCAAACAAGAGUCCAUGAGUUCCUUGUGCUUGAGGCGCAAGAGGCAAACUUUUUGGAGGUCCACUGUGGUGAUGAUGUUCCCACACUAACCACUGUUCGUCGUCUUUCCUUGCAAAAUCACAGUGACAAGUAUGGUGCUCUCGCUGACCCUUUACCCAAGCUGCGGUCUAUCCUGUCCAACUUCGAGAAAGAACAUUCCAAACCCCAAGGUAGUGCUGCCGAGAUGAAGGAAGAGACCAAGACCAUGGCCAGAGAUGCUUGUAGUUGUAGUCCCUUCCACUACAAGGUCGACUACAAAUCCGAGGACCAUGUCAUGCGGAAGCUGUUACAAGGAUCUCAAUUCCUCCGUGUCAUUUGCCUGUUUGGACUCGAUAUUGGCAAGAAGCUGCCCACUGAGAUCGGGGAUGUGGUGCACUUGCAGUACCUUGGCAUCACCUCCUGCUCCCUCGAUGAGAUACCACCGUCGGUUGGGAAGCUAACACGUCUCCAAACACUAGACGUCCGUGGCACCGACGUCCACACUCUUCCCCCGGAGUUCUGGAGUAUUCGGACACUGCGACAUGUGUUUGGAUCCAUCCCUUUGCCUAGGCGAGUUGGCAACUUGGAGCAGCUGCAGACACUGCAGGCCGUAAGGCCCGAUGAUGAUGUUGGUAGCUGCUGGGAUGCAACAACCUUCGCUCGCAUGAAGCGUCUUCAGUCCUUGUACAUCUCGGGCCUCCGCAAUGAAAAUGAGAAGGGAGCCUUGGCAGCAAUCCAAGAACUUAAGUACCUUGUGCUCCUCUGUAUUGGUGGCGAGGUAAUUUCCUUGGAUUUCACUGGCUGCAACUUCCCGCGCCUUCAGGUGCUGAUUUUGAUGGGGGAGAUUGUGCCGCCAUUAAACAGUCCUGAGAGUAGUAACAGCUUUUACUUUCCAACCCUGGUGAAGCUGUCUCUCGAGAAUACCAAGGUGCCGCAACGCUUCAUCGACAAACUAAGUGUUGAGCUGCCCCUUCUUGCCUCUCUAACACUACUCCCAGGGUCCUACGAUGGGGAAUGUCUUGAAUUUACUAAAGGGUUUCAGAGUCUCAAGGAACUGAAGGUGGACGUGCGCCUGAGGAAAAUUGUGAUAGAGGAGCCAGCGUGUCCCCAUCUAGUGAAACUGGAUAUUUUAAUCUACUUCAAGGAUUUUCGUCUGGAGCUCGUUGACCGACGCAACAUUGAGGAAAUAAUCAAACGCGAGUAUAAAUAUCUCUAUGAAAAGAUGCAGAUGGUGGGUGCUUUCGUGAGGACGAUAGCUACUGAAGAGUUGGAAGCUCCUACCCGAGAUUAAGGCUGAUCGAUCGAGGUUCGUACUGUUUGUGUGUAUGUGUGUGUGUAUGUGUGUGAUAUUCAUACAACACUUAAAUUAGGUGUUGCAAGUCCCUUGUGAUUUUUACGCUGAGUGUUACGUCGUGUGUCUACCUAUUUGUUGAACUGUUUAUGUUAAUACUUUGUGCACGAGAGAUGAUUGGAAUUGGAUUUGGACUGGACCUAUA
Molecule: messenger RNA, 3187 nt
Organism: Brachypodium distachyon (stiff brome)
Lineage: Eukaryota; Viridiplantae; Streptophyta; Magnoliopsida; Poales; Poaceae
Product: putative disease resistance RPP13-like protein 3
Exons: 3
Coding region: 172-2982 (936 amino acids)
Biological process (GO): defense response to other organism
Molecular function (GO): ADP binding
Source: RefSeq, a predicted model, not a curated record